This is a messenger RNA of Salvelinus fontinalis (brook trout), 3376 nucleotides long. Its product is annotated as prokineticin receptor 2-like. Bases 203 to 1384 code for a protein of 393 amino acids. Gene Ontology annotation, molecular function: neuropeptide Y receptor activity. Gene Ontology annotation, cellular component: membrane. The record is from RefSeq and is a predicted model, not a curated record. Gene Ontology annotation, biological process: neuropeptide signaling pathway. The transcript has 2 exons. Lineage: Eukaryota; Metazoa; Chordata; Actinopteri; Salmoniformes; Salmonidae.
AUGUUCUCUUUACUGUCUGAGUGACAAGUGGGAUCUUCUCUUCACUCCAAAAGACCCUCCAUCAUCGAUCCUGCAUGGUUCCUGCAAGACACUUACACCAUGACCCAAACACCUUAUGAAAUGAUUCCUGGAAGACACUGACAUAACUUAUAAAGUGGACACAAAUAAAAACAAGAAACCCAAAACUUCUUGGGAAUUCACAAUGGGAGAUCCCAACAUCAGCCACUUAGCGGAUGUAUAUGCUGAGACCCGUGACCCCAUGCUGAAGGGAAGCGAGCUUGACCCAUUGACGGAUAACUACAACAUGGACUAUGGUGUUCCCGACAAUGAGAUGCCCGACACCACGCAGGGCACAGCCUUCUUCGUCGCCACCAUCGUCAUCACCGUGGUGCUCAUUUGCAUCAUGCUCGUCUGCGGUGUUGGCAACUUCCUGUUUAUAGCUACUUUGGCACGGUACAAGAAGCUGCGUAACAUCACUAACCUACUCAUAGCUAACCUUGCAAUAUCAGACUUCAUAGUGUCAGUGGUGUGUUGCCCGUUCUUGGUGGAUUACUAUGUGGUGAAGCAGCUGUCCUGGGACCAUGGCCUGGUGCUGUGUGCCUCAAUCAACUACAUCAGGACUGUGUCUCUCUACGUGUCCACUAACGCACUGCUGGCAAUUGCUGCAGACAGGUACAUGGCCAUCGUCCAUCCUCUGAGGCCCCGUAUGAAGUACCAGACAGCCUACUGUCUGAUUACUGGUGUGUGGAUCGUACCCAUCCUCAUCUCCAUCCCUUCUGCCUUCUUUGCCUCUGAGACCAUGUACCCUCACGGUGGUGCCAGCGCCUCUCACAACACCCACAAGACCUUCUGUGCCCAAAUCUGGCCCGUGGACCAGCAGGCCUACUACCGCUCCUACUUCCUGUUUAUCUUUGCCCUGGAGUUCCUCGGGCCCGUUUUUGUCAUGGCGCUAUGUUAUACACAGAUUUUCCGUGAGCUCUGGUUCAAGAACGUCCCGGGCUUCCAGACGGAGCAGAUCCGGAAGAGGAUGCGUGGUCGGCGUAAGACAGUCAUGGUCCUGAUCGCGAUCCUGACGGCAUACAUUCUGUGCUGGGCACCAUAUUAUGGCUUCACCAUCCUACGCGACUUCCACCCGACACUCAUCUCCCGCCAGAGGAACUCCCUGGUGGCCUUCUACAUCAUUGAGUGCAUCGCCAUGAGCAACAGCAUGAUCAAUACCUUCUGCUUUGUCAGCGUCAAGAACAACACAGUCAAGUUUCUGAAGAGGAAUGUGCUGCUGUGCUGGAGAUCCACCUAUGCGCCCCGUAAGACGGUUGAUGUGAUCGACAUCCAGACAUUCUCCAUGCCUGUAACCGAGGAAGUCGAAUGCAUUCAUUUGAGGUGAACGGGGAGAUGCCAUUUUGAAACAUUCAUACAUGCUUUUUGGAUGUUCGUGUUGCAUCUGAAACUUGAGGCAGGGUUAGGGUUAGGGUUUGGAGUUCCACAGUUGUUAUUAUGAUGUCUCUUUCAUGGAGAUGUCUUUGAGUUGGUGUGUUCCUGUGUUUUGGCACAACAGCACUUCAAAGAAGCUAAUGUAAAUAUUGUUUUAUGAUAUCACCACAUGUCCUAAUAUCUUGGUACAAUAAGGGAUUAAGGGAAAUUGACCAUCUCUUUUUUCUGUCAACCAAGUACGUGAGAAAUUCUGUAUUCCGUCAACUCAUUUGUUUUGAUUUUUUCAAGUCCGACAAUACAAUCACCUUUAUUCGGUACACACAUCUGGUACCUGGUCGGACCUGAAUUCUUCGGGCAUUCUCCAUGGUGUUAGUUCCCUUUAGUUGGUAUAGCUUAAAUUCCAUUUAAUGACAUUUUUUCGGGUACCUUCAUUUGCGUCCUCUGUAAACACCAUCACAGCCAUGUGGAUGUUGCUGAGGAGAAUUUGUAACAAUUGAUAAUAUAAAACAACAUGUAGGCUACUUAAAUCGUUAUGGACCGGAGCGCACACCAAGCCAUGACGGCUUGAACCCUACAGACAGUGGGAGGGUUUUCAGCAGUAGAAUUAAAUUUACUCAGUGCGCGCAAGGGAACCACAUCUGCAAAGCCCGUUACGCACCUUUAUAAGUUAAGUCUGAAUACCAACUACUGAGAAGUGCGUAGGAAAGGCGUGCAUACGAAAGGCGUAAAUUCCUAGGUCGGAAUCGAGCCCAGAGUUUACUAUACACCGGGAAAAAAAUCAUAAAAUGAAUGCUGUAAUGUAUUUUCUGUGCUGGCGCUGUACAAGGCAACAACAAACAAUUGUACUGUACAUGUGUGUACUGUUGAUAAUGGGAUAUGGAGAAGGGUGAGCCGGUCAAGGAUCGAUUCAGACAAGGUGGUAAAUUGUAUGACAAGCGACAGUUUAAUUUAAGAGUAAAGAUAUCUGGUACAAGCGUAUACGGACUCGUUCAUUCAGCUCAUAAGGAACCUCCAGAAAAAGCCCAGAUAACAGAGUGCAUAGACAUUUUAUACAGCACAGAAAGUAGGUUGAGUCUGGAAGUUCUGGUCCUCUGGUUGGUUCUGGACAGGUUGUUGUCUUCUCAGAUUGGUCCUGAUGAGCUGGGCGUCAUCCUUCUGAGUCUUGCAGCAAAAGUUCUGUGUUUCCAAAUGUUCAGCUAAAACAGGAGAUUUGGUGUGUGCGUAGAUGUUCCUAUUUUAAUCAGUGUUUAUGAAAGGUUUACGUCACCCCUCUGUCCUUGGGUGUGUGUGUGUCUCAUUAUCUCGUGAAAUGCAGACCCAAGCACUCUUUUCUUAUCAGUGUUUAUGAAAGGUCUGUGCCAGCCCUCUGUCCUUGGGUGUGUGUGGGUCUCAGUAUCUGCUUAUGAGUUUGUGAUAAACCCUGUUUUGAAAGAAGUUAGUUAUAACAACGUAAUAGCAAUAUGCUUGUGUUAUUUUAAAUGGUAUUUAUUACAGUAUUUAAAAGGGGCAAUCUGCAAUUGAAACAAUAACAAAGCAAACCUUGCCACUGGUUUGGUAAACAGCUGAGUCAUUGGCUUGAGAAAUGAAAGCAUUAUCAAAUUCAUAGAUGGAUGCAAGGACUGACCAUCCAGGAUAUCAACAUUUUAUUUGUAACAAUAUUUUGAGGCUAUACAGUGUUUGUAUACAAUUAAAUUGUUUACAAACAAGGUAGGAAAACCAGAUUUCGGGUUUCUGAUGGGGUACGACCAUUGAAAUAAGCUCAUUAAGUAUUUAUAAGUUAUAUUCAUGAAUCAAAGGGUAUAAAUUAUGAAUUUAAAAGUCCAAAAAUGGAUGUGUCAAUUUCCAGAUUGACCCUUUAAAUGCCGCAAGUCAUGGGGAGCUAAAAAGAAGAACGUGUACAUUAUUGAUGUAAUUGUUUCUUCUUCUACACACAAAAAAUGACAAA